This is a messenger RNA of Rhagoletis pomonella (apple maggot), 967 nucleotides long. Its product is annotated as haloacid dehalogenase-like hydrolase domain-containing protein 2. NCBI's taxonomy places the organism in Eukaryota, Metazoa, Arthropoda, Insecta, Diptera, Tephritidae. The record is from RefSeq and is a predicted model, not a curated record. Gene Ontology annotation, molecular function: phosphatase activity. The transcript has 4 exons. The coding region runs from base 70 to 921 and encodes 283 amino acids. Gene Ontology annotation, biological process: dephosphorylation.
GCACUGAGUUGUCAAUCACACCUUGUUUAAUACACCUUGAUCAGAGCUAUAAAUUUUUUUAUCGGCUGCAUGUGCCCCAAAUUUCUGGGAGUAGGUAACUUUUGCAAACGUUUUUUAUCUCAAAAAAGUAAAAACAUGUCAAUAAAGGCUGCACUUAUCGACUUAAGUGGCACUUUACAUGUCGAAGAUAAGCCUACUCCCAAAGCUGUAGAUGCAUUAAAACGAUUACGUGAGACUAAUAUUCAAAUCAAGUUUGUGACGAAUACUACGAAGGAGUCAAGAAAAACACUAUAUGAACGAUUACAAAAGAUCGGUUUCGAAUUGGAAGCACAUGAGAUUUUUAGUUCAUUAAGUGCAGCGGCAAAUUAUGUUGAAAAGGAGAAACUUAAUCCUUUCUAUUUGUUAAGCAAUGACGCGCGUACAGACUUUGGCAGAAAUGAUGGUUCACUUCCACUGGACUCGGUAGUAGUUGGAUUAGCUCCGACUGAAUUCUACUAUGAGAACUUAAACAAAGCUUUCAAUUUGCUUAUUGCUAACAAGAAUAGCCGACUUGUUGCCAUACAUCAAGGCAAAUACUAUAGAAGAAGCGACGGUCUGGCACUGGGUCCCGGAGCUUUUAUUAAAGGAUUAGAGUACGCAGCUUCCGUCCGUUCUGUACUAAUAGGAAAACCGAAUGAAUAUUUUUUUCGAAGUGCCUUACCAGGAGGCAUAUGCCCAGAAGAAUGUGUCAUGAUAGGAGAUGUAAAUACUGAUCCUGAAGAUGAUAUAGCAGGUGCGAUGCAGUUGGGGUUAAAAGGAAUACAAGUGAAAACUGGAAAAUAUUUACCAAAUGUAGUGGUUGAUCCUCCGCCGACUGCUCUGGUUGAAAAUUUCUCAGAGGCUGUUGAUUGGAUAAUAACUGAGAAUUCUGAGACACAAUAAAAAAGGCUAUGUACUAAACAUUAAGCAAAAUAAUUACUAAACAUCA